Messenger RNA from Pocillopora meandrina, 3282 nucleotides. NCBI's taxonomy places the organism in Eukaryota, Metazoa, Cnidaria, Anthozoa, Scleractinia, Pocilloporidae. The record is from the annotation of a GenBank genome assembly.
AUGGCUAAAGGGGAAUACAAGCCAGUGUUCACCAGUGAACAAAAGGAAAAUAUCAGCUUAGUGUCUCUCCUGUUUUUUCGUUGGAUGAACGGUGUCUUCCAAUCAGGUUCUCAUGGAACUUUAGAAGAAACCGACUUUGUUCCCCUCUCAAGAGAAAACACAACAGGCUCUUUGACAGAUCUUCUGGAAUCAAAAUGGAAUGAAGAGAAAGCCAAUUGCAAAGAGAAUGGGAAAAGGCCAAAACUUUGGAGAAGCAUCUUGAAGAUGGUGUCUUUCAAAGAUACAUUCAUCAUAGUAAUUGAUCAUUCAAUGUACACAGUCUGGCGCCUUAUUAAGCCUUUGUUUCUCGGUUAUCUUAUUUUCUCAUUGAUGUCAGCUGAACCACAGAAAAAUCUGUCUCUGUACGGUUGUGUGUUGGCUAUGUGCAUCUGUGCGACGAUUGGGGGACUCAGUGUUCAUUACUCUUCCUACAAAUGUGAUACUCUUGGUAUUGGAAUGAGCAGCGCUCUGAAAGGUCUCAUAUACCGAAAGGUAAACCUUUUUCUUAAUGAAUUUUUUUUAAUUUUCAAGAAUUUCCAAAAGAGUCGUGGCAGUGGUAAUAUACACAAACGAACCUAACAUCUCAAAUGUAAAUGCAAGUUGUCACGAUUAUAUCAGUUAAUUACAAGCAAUUAGAGGAAAACAUCACGAACAUAAUUAAUAAUCUACUCAAGCAUGAAUUUUCCUCCUUUGCAGACACUACUACUCGGCAAACAGGAAUUACUGAGAUUUUCAACAGGCCGUGUGAUUGACCUGGUAUCUAACGAUGUUCAGCGACUGGAAGGAGAAACUGUCAAAUUCUUGUACUUUAUGGUAUUAGAUUUCUUUCUAGUCGGAGGUGCAACAGUAUUACUUGUGUAUUUCAUUGGUUGGCAGACUCUUCUUGGUAUUGUUGUCCUGUGUUUGCUCGUACCAUAUUUUGGGAUGCUGUCCUAUGUUAGUGCUGCGCUGCGCCUGCGUACAGCAGCUGUUUCUGAUCAGCGUAUUUCCUUGAUGAACCAGGUGGUUUCUGGGAUUCGCGCCAUAAAAACGCGCGCAUGGGAGGAUGAGUACCAGGACAUGAUAAAGCACCUUCGAAGGUAAAUAAGAAAUAAGUUUUGGUUAAUCGUACACAAGUGCCUGAAAGAAAGAUUAUGCAUAAAAAGGUUUUUCACGCGUCCUUACUUUAUUCUCUCGGACAUGUGUGGACUUGUCAGAGUACUUAGACAUCGAGGUUACUAUUUUCCUGUUCUCGUUCAACAACGUGAGUCUGAUUAAUCGAACGUACCUUUCUUUCUUGUCAAAAUGUGUGAAGUGGUUCAUCAAACUAUCGACAUUUCAUUUGCAGAGAAAUUAGUUUGUAUAAUCUGUUUCAAUUUUUUAGCGAGGAAAUGAGUAUCAUUCGAAAGAAGAGUGCUGUUCUAGCAGGGGUUGCUGCCUUACAGUACACUUCAGUGCCAUUGGCAGUUCUGGUGGUAGUCAUUACAAUGGUGCUAACUGGUCGACCAAUCACACCUGUUAAUCUCUUCAUGCUUCUUCCUUAUAUCAAUACACUAAUAACAAGUAUUUGCUAUUACCAAGCCUAUGGAUCCCUGGAAACAUACGAAGCUUAUGCGUCACUUCAAAGAAUCGAAGAGUUUCUGCUUUUAGAUGAGUUGCACGGGAUCUCUGAUGGUAACUUGAUAAAGGAAACAUCUAAAUCGAACGGACUCUCAGAUAAACAGAGAAAAUCGGACAAAGCCUCCACCGCGGACGAGAGAGAACCUGGGAAGGAGUCUCUUCUUGUGUCAGGUCUUUCGUGUUCCCAAAGUGAUCAGGGGGAAGACUUUUCUCUGCAGGAUGUAGAAUUCACUGCAGCGCCAAAAAGUUUAACAAUCAUCACAGGACCCGUGGGAAGUGGAAAAUCUACUCUUCUGUUAGCUAUGGCUGGCGAAAUUUCAGAUAUCAGCGGUGAUAUAACUUUUCAAGGUUCACUUGCAUAUAUUUCCCAAACACCAUGGGUCUUCUCUGGAACCAUUAGACAAAACAUUUUAUUCGGUCUACCUUACGACGAAACCAAAUACUCCAAAAUUAUUGAGGCAUGUUCUCUUACAGAAGAUUUCCAGAUGUUUCCAAACGGUGACCACACAGUCGUAGGUGAGCGGGGCGCCGUUUUGAGUGGAGGUCAACGUGCAAGAGUGAGCUUGGCAAGAGCAGUAUACGUGGAUGCAGACCUGUACUUGUUGGAUGACCCUCUCAGUGCCGUGGACAUAAAAGUUGGACAACACAUUUUUGAAAGCUGCUUUCUAGACCCACUAGUCUUGGGUAACAAAACACGAGUAUUGUCAACUCAUCAAGAGGAACAUAUGAAAGUUGCUGAUGAAGUAAUUAUAUUACAAAAAGGUCGGGUGUUGGAAAAGGGAAGUUACAUUGAGCUCCAGAAAAAGGGCAGUCUUGCCACAGUUCUCGAUCCGCUACACAUAAAGUCCAACAGAGACAGCGAGUCGGAUUUGAGCUCAGUUUCGAAGGACAAAGAGAAACCAGAUGUCAUGGACAAAAGUGCGACAAAAGGAAAACAUAUCAAGGACCUCGUUAUUUCGGAGGAAGAUCGCACAAUCGGAGAAGUGACUUUAAAGACUUACUGGGAAUAUUUCAGAAGCGGAUUGCACUCGUUAGCAAUAUUUUCUUUAUUUAUUUUAUGUGUGGUUACUCAAGGUAAGAUUCAUACUAUAUACAAAGUGAUAUAAGAAAGUUGUCGUAUUCAAUUUUCUUGCUUUGAUCUCAAUGUUUUAAACCUCCUUUCAUCUACCGGUUGACCAAAUGUUAAUUCUUACUUUUUCUUUAAUCAUAGGAAUGAUCGUUGCUCCUGACGUAUGGCUUUCAUUCUUUUCAAAGAAACGUCUCGAAAAUCAGAGGAAGAGUAUAAGCUUAAUAUCGUAUAGCAGUCUAGUGAUUGGAUCCUUCAUAUUUGCCUUUAUCAGAGCAUAUGGAUUUCUCUUGGCGUCUUUAAGAUGUUCGGAGCGGCUUCAUGAUGAAAUGGUCGCAGCGGUAUUAAAGGCACCAGUUUUGUUCUUCGAUUCAAAUCCAGUUGGAAGAAUUCUCAAUCGAUUUUCCAAGGAUGUUGGUUGCCUGGACGAGUUGUUACCCGACACGUUUCUUCUCUCAGUCCAAGUUUUCCUGCUGCUACUUUCAUCCGUUUUGGUACCAAUUGUCACAAACCCUUGGGUUCUAUUUGUCGUUUGUCCACUGGCUGUAGUGGUUUUUACAUCUCUAGUUAUUACCUGA